AUGGAAGGAAUAACUCGUGGCUUACGCGGUUUAUUUCACCGACGUGGACGACCCGAACAUAUUAUACAACAAACUUUAACAGUUAUUUAUUGUAACUUUCCUAUAUUAGAACGUGAUGUACGUACAGGCCAAUGGACUGUUCAAUUACCGAGCUCGCAUCGUCAUCAUCGUCAUAAUAAUCCUCCAGCACAAUUAUCAAGAUACACCAUUAUUCCACUUUAUGGUAUUAGUACAGAAUAUUUAAUGUCAACUAAACGAUCACAAUAUUUAGCAACAAAAUGA
Molecule: messenger RNA, 282 nt
Organism: Rotaria socialis
Lineage: Eukaryota; Metazoa; Rotifera; Eurotatoria; Philodinida; Philodinidae
Source: the annotation of a GenBank genome assembly